Molecule: messenger RNA, 2218 nt
Organism: Dermacentor albipictus
Lineage: Eukaryota; Metazoa; Arthropoda; Arachnida; Ixodida; Ixodidae
Source: RefSeq, a predicted model, not a curated record
AUGGCACCCGAACUUAGCUAUCGAGAUGAGAAGAAGCUGCGUACGUUCAUUCUCCUCGCCUUGGCCACCUGUGCCUUUGGUCAUCCUACCACCAGCUACACUCUCGCCAGUAACCUUGGUUACGGACUCGGCUAUGGCAACCUCGGCUAUGCUGGCCUUGGCUACGGUGGCCUUGGGCUCUCCCAUUAUGGCCUUUCCCAUGGAGUUGGGUACUCCGGCCUUACUGGCUAUGGCGUUGGUUACGGACAUGGAUACGUCCCAGCCGCUAGCUACGCCGUCGCCGCACCAGCUGUUACCCGCACCGUUUCCACCUACCACGCCGCUCCAGCUGUGACUGCCGUCCACGCUGCUCCAGCUGUGACCGCUGUCCACGCUGCCCCAGCUGUCGCCACCUACGCUACCGCCCCAGCUGUGACCAGCGUUGUCCGCUCCGCUCAAGUUGUUGCUGCUGCCCCAGCUGUCACCAGAGUGGUGCAGUCCGCUCCAGCUGUCACCUACGCUGCCGCCCCAGCUGUCACCAGGGUGGUCCAGACCGCUCCAGCUGUCGCCUACGCUGCCGCCCCAGCUGUCACCAGGGUGGUGCAGUCCACUCCACUUGUCCAGACCUAUGCUGCCGCCCCAGCCGUAACUCGUGUCGCCACCUAUGCUGCCCCCGCAGUGACCAAGGUUGUCCAGUCCGCUCCUCUUGUCCAGAGCUACGCUGCUGCCCCAGCCGUGACCGCUGUCCACGCUACUCCAGCUUUCGCUGCCGUCCACGCUGCCCCGGCUGUUACUACCGUUGCCCACGCUGCUCCAGCGGUUGCUACUUACGGAGUCGCCCACGCUGCCCCAGCGGUCGCUACCUACAGCGUUGCUCACGCUGCCCCAGCCCUCGCUACCUACGGUGUUGCCCACGCCGCACCAGUCCACUACGGUUAUGGCGUUGGCUCCCUGGGAUACGGUACCGGUCACUAUGGUUACGGCCAUGGUCUGCUCGGCUACGGCCUGAACUACGGCUACGGUCUUGGCUCUCCUCUGAGCUACGCCACCCUCCUCCGCAAGAAGAAGUCUCGGGAGGCGGGCGGUCAGGUGGGCUGGUGGCAGUGCCCAUUUGAGUUUCACGGUCUUGAAGUGCUGCGUACCUGCAUUGUCUUCGCCUUGGCCACCUGUGCCUUUGGUCAUCCUACCACCAGCUACACUCUCGCCAGUAACCUCGGUUACGGACUCGGCUAUGGCAACCUCGGCUAUGCCGGCCUUGGCUACGGUGGCCUUGGGCUCUCCCAUUAUGGCCUUCCCCAUGGAGUUGGGUACUCCGGCCUUACUGGCUAUGGCGUUGGUUACGGACACGGAUACGUCCCAGCCGCUAGCUACGCCGUCGCCGCACCAGCUGUUACCCGCACCGUUUCCACCUACCACGCCGCUCCAGCUGUGACUGCCGUCCACGCUGCUCCAGCUGUGACCGCUGUCCACGCCGCCCCAGCUGUCGCCACCUACGCUGCCGCCCCAGCUGUGACCAGCGUUGUCCGCUCCGCUCAAGUUGUUGCUGCUGCCCCAGCUGUCACCAGGGUGGUCCAGUCCGCUCCAGCUGUCACCUACGCUGCCGCCCCAGCUGUCACCAGGGUGGUCCAGACCGCUCCAGCUGUCACCUACGCUGCCGCCCCAGCUGUCACCAGAGUGGUGCAGUCCGCUCCACUUGUCCAGACCUAUGCUGCCGCCCCAGCCGUAACUCGUGUCGCCACCUAUGCUGCCCCCGCAGUGACCAAGGUUGUCCAGUCCGCUCCUCUUGUCCAGAGCUACGCUGCUGCCCCAGCCGUGACCGCUGUCCACGCUACUCCAGCUUUCGCUGCCGUCCACGCUGCCCCAGCUGUUACCACCGUUGCCCACGCUGCUCCAGCGGUUGCUACUUACGGCGUCGCCCACGCUGCCCCAGCCGUCGCUACCUACAGCGUUGCCCACGCUGCCCCAGCCCUCGCUACCUACGGUGUUGCCCACGCCGCACCAGUCCACUACGGCUAUGGCGUUGGCUCCCUAGGCUACGGUACCGGUCACUACGGUUACGGCCAUGGUCUCCUCGGUUACGGCCUGAACUAUGGCUACGGUCUUGGCUCCCCGCUGAGCUACGCCACCCUCCUCCGCAAGAAGAAGUAAAUUUACCUCUUCCUUACCAUUGGAUCGUACUGACGGCACACAUCAACGGAGCAGUUUGCGUCGAGAUUUCAAUCAAGUGUAUUGAUUGUCG